AGCCUUAACGGCUUAAACCAACCCGGAACUUUUUUUGAUAAACUCAGUCUCGCUGUGAAGUCGAACUGAGACAUUUUAGCAAUGUUUUAAGAACCUGACUUUUUGGUGAACUUGCUUCUGCCGGCGGACAAGGUCGAUGCUCGAGACUCCCACUGCAGCGGCUCCUGCGGGACAGUAGCCCCCGACUCGACUUUUCCACCCAGUUAGAGAGAGGGAAGGUAAAGGGACGCCAAAAUGCCUCAGCAGAAGGACAUCGUGAAGAUUGCCAUCCAGAUGCCUGGAGCCUACCCCCAACUAAUACAGCUGGACCAGAAAAAGCCUCUGUCUGCUGUGAUUAAAGAAGUCUGCGACGGCUGGAAUCUUGCGGGGCCUGACAACUACGCGCUUCAGUACGCUGAUGGAGUUCAGACCUACAUCACUGAAUCGAAUCGUCUGGACAUUAAAAACGGCUGCAUACUGCGACUGACCAAGGCCCCGGGCAGAUAUGCUGAGGACCUGUAUAAGGGUAUCGAGAGCAUGGGUUUGGGUGUCCGCUGUGAGUCGCUCAAACAACUGGUGAGUGUUUCCACUGACGUCACCUUUGCUCAAGAGUUCAUUAGCCGAGACGGACACCUGCUGUUGGUCAAGAUUGUGGAGGACUCUAAAGAGAGCACGGCGAUCAUGACACACACGCUGACGGCCUUCAUGGAGCUGAUGGCUCAUGGGAUCGUCUCAUGGGAGAAUCUCUCGUCGGUCUUCAUAGAAAAGAUCGCCGACUUUGUCAACGGCAAGUCGGCAGAUGCCCCCAUUCAGCAGGUGUGCCUGGACAUCCUGGAGAACAUGGUCCUGAGCAGCCACAGCCUCUUUCUGCUGGUCAAACAGAAAAUCACCAUGGAAAAACUCAUAGCUCACCUACAGAUGACCAACCAACAGAUCCAGACCAAAGCCAUGGCUCUGCUUAUGGCUCUGCUGCAGACGGCUGGGGUUACAGACAGACAGGAGAUGUUUGUGUAUCUGAACAAGAAGAAUCUCCGGCAGUACAUCUACAAAAACAUCAUCCUCAGUUCUGGCUCGGUCCAGGACGAGAUGGCCCACUAUCUCUACGUGCUUCAGUCGGUUUUCCUAAACCACCUGGAGCCACGGAUGAAGACGCCGCUGGACUGUUACAGCCCGGAGCAGCGAGACAUUCUUCACAAUUUGCGCCAGACAGCGUUUGAGACAGAGACAGAAAACAGCCUGAGUCACGAGAGAAGACGAUCGCUCUGCGCCAAAGAGUUCAGGAAGCUGGGCUUCUCUAACAACAGUAACCCCGGCCAGGACUUGGUGAGAACCCCACCUGGACUUCUAGCUUUGGACACCAUGAAUUAUUUUGCAAUACGGUACCCAGACGCCUACAGCAGGUUUGUGUUGGAGAACAGCAGUAGGGAAGACAAACACGAAUGUCCUUUUGCAAGAAGCAGCAUCCAGCUCACGCUCAUCCUGUGUGAGAUCCUUCGGAUCGGAGAGACACCGUCUGAGACCGGCUUCGACUACCACCCCGUCUUCUUCAGUCAGGAUCGCUUACUGGAAGAACUAUUCUGUGUUUGCAUUCAGCUGCUCAACAAGACCUGGAAAGAGAUGAGAGCCACACAGGAAGACUUUGACAAGGUGAUGCAGGUGGUGAGGGAGCAGAUCACCAGGACUCUGAGCAGCAAGCCCACGUCCCUGGAGCUCUUCAAGAACAAGGUCAACGCUCUGAACUACAGCGAGAUCCUCAAGCUGCGUCAGACGGAGCGACUGCACCAAGAGGAGACUCUUGCACCUCCAGUGCUGGAGCUGAAAGAGCGGUUGAAGCCGGAGCUGUUGGAGCUGAUCCGCCAGCAGAGGCUGAACCGACUCUGUCAGGGAACCAUGUUCAGGAAGAUCAGUAGCCGACGUAGACAAGACAAGCUGUGGUACUGUCGCCUGUCCCCCAAUCACAAGAUGCUUCACUACGGUGACGUGGAAGAAGAUUCUGAAACUCCAGCGAUCGAAUCCCUUCAGGAGAAGAUUCCAGUGGCAGACAUCAAAGGGCUCCUGACAGGGAAGGACUGUCCACACAUGAAGGACAACAAGGGGAAGCAGAAUAAGGAAGUGCUGGACCUGGCCUUCAGCAUCACCUAUGACGUGGAGGAGUGCAGCCUGAACUUCAUCGCCCCCUCCAGGACUGAUUUCUGCCUGUGGACUGACGGGCUGAGCGUCCUGCUGGGCCGGGACAUGAGCAGCGAGUCCAUGCGCAGCGAGCUGGAGAUCCUCCUCUCCAUGGAAAUAAAACUCCGCCUUCUGGACCUGGCCAACAUUCCCAUCCCAGACAGCGCUCCGGUCGUUCCCAAACCACCCAGUAAUUACAACUUCUGCUACGACUUCAGCCAGACGGAGCAGUAGAGCGUGUGAGGGGUGGCCUCCAGGGGGCGUGGAGAGCUGCUUCUCCAACUUCAGGGACACCGAGUCCAGUCCCCUCGUUUCAGAGGCUGAACUGCAGGAUUGUGCACGUCCCGUCAAACAUUGUCCAGCCUGGAACAUGACUAAUAAAUGGCCCACGUUCUUACCACUCCUACUACAAGCCCCAUAAUGCACUGCAACAGACAAAGCUCUAGGGAGAAAUAGGGGCUAGAACAAAGUCAGUUUGAGAAUAUCAUGUAUUGAUUUGACCCAUGUGACCCCUCUGAUCUCAUGCACAGUCCAUCCAAGCCACUGUUCCAGACUCCCUGAGCUCCAGAGAGUGAACUGACAAAGCAGGGAGCAGGUGAUAGAUUCAAGACUUUCCUGGGUCACUGUCAUGUGAGUCGGCUGCUUGUCCACCGCUGUUGUCGCCUCUGUCCUCUGGCUCACCAUCCUGCUGGUCGCAGCUGCUCACUGUUGUACUGACACGGACGCUAUCGUUGAAUUUCAGCAGCACACUUGAAGACAGGUACAGUUCAAACGUGGUCCUGCUAAUAUAUGCUGAUAUUUAAGGUUUUCUUACGCAGGAAGUUGAUAUUUCAUCACGACCCGGUACCAAUCUGUGUCUGAAGAUGGACUCUUCAUGAUGUUAGAAGCAACUCCUCGGGUUCCAGUGCAUCAGAAUAAUGAUAAUAAUAAUAUUAGAUGUUCGUGUUUCGUCAUCAUGACUGUUUUUACCAGAUGCACUGUGAUGUCUCUGCUUUGGCAUGAAUAAAGAUUCGUACCGAAGA
This is a messenger RNA of Synchiropus splendidus (mandarinfish), 3170 nucleotides long. RefSeq names its product engulfment and cell motility 3 (gene elmo3). The transcript is spliced from 21 exons. Lineage: Eukaryota; Metazoa; Chordata; Actinopteri; Syngnathiformes; Callionymidae. Gene Ontology annotation, biological process: cell motility; actin filament organization. The record is from RefSeq and is a predicted model, not a curated record. The coding region runs from base 235 to 2382 and encodes 715 amino acids.